GCUGCCCUUUGCCCUUACGUCCCCUCAAUCUCAGACCAAUAAAGCGACUCUUUAGGUUUUUUGGUGUCUAUGGCGGCGUCGUCGUCAUCGACUACUUCUUACUCUUCCUCGGAUUCUUCGUCUGACGCCUCUUCCUCUCACGCCAAACGGCGCCGUCAUCGCAGCAACCGUCGCGACAGAGAUAGAGAUUCUCUCAAAAUCCAAAAGAAGAGUCGUUCGUUAGGUAAACGCCGUCGGAGGAAGCAUCGCCGCCAUUCUUCCGAUUCUUACUCUUCCCAUGACUCGGAAUCCUCCAGAAGUUACAGUUCAUCAGAUAGUGAACAUGAGUCCAGUCAUUCAAAGAGGCACAAGAAAAGUGACAGGCAAAAGAAGUCAAAGCAAAAAGAACGGAGCAAGAGUCAUCGACAUAAACGUCAAAAGCACAAACUGAAAGAGAAACAGCAGGAUGAGCGAAGUAGCAGUCCUGUGCAGCUUUCUAAGUUUCUUGGGCGUGACAAGGAUGAUGGUGCACGCCGUAGUGCUGUGUCUGGCAAAAAGAUUCUCUUGAAACUUGACAAGUCAAAGGAGGACAAAGAGGCUGAGAGUAAAAGAAAUGAAUUGUUGAAGUUCUUGAAUGCUAGUUUUGAUUGACUUGGUGGAGCAGAAAGUUCAAAUUGUAUUAUGAAGUUAAGAUUGCAUGGAAGGCACUCGACCUUCUUCAGCUUAAAAAGUCUAGUUAUUUCUUAAAGUCAUAUUUAUAGGCCAAGGAACUGUUGAAUAUUUGGUAACUUCAUCCUAGAGGCAGAAGUUUCAGUGGUGUGUUUUAUGGAUUUGGUGCUUUCUUUUAUACAUUGACUUUAUGUGACCAACUUUAUAAAUUCAUCCGAGUAUUUCAUGCGA
Molecule: messenger RNA, 879 nt
Organism: Gossypium raimondii (Peruvian cotton)
Lineage: Eukaryota; Viridiplantae; Streptophyta; Magnoliopsida; Malvales; Malvaceae
Exons: 6
Coding region: 70-630 (186 amino acids)
Source: RefSeq, a predicted model, not a curated record